CCAAUCAGCUGUGAGGCGGAACUAAAGGGCUCGGUCGAUGUUUGACAGGGGAAGGGGAAAAGAAGCGGACCGAAAGUUCCCUGCUGAAACGUGUCCCCCUUGUGCAGCCACUUCCGGAACAUAGGAAGCUGCCGUAUACUGAGUCAGACCCUUGAUCUAUCUCGCUCAGCAUUGUCUACCCAGACUGGCAGCAGCGGCUUCUCCCAGGUUGCAGAUGUUACAGUUCUCCCAUGAAGAUGCAAGAAAAGCCCUGCUGGAUCAGGCCCAAGGCAUCCUGGAUCUAGUCUGGCAUCCUGUUUUGCAUACUGACCCGCCAGAUGCUUUUGGGAAACCCACAGGCAAGAGGAAAUGGCAGAGGAAUCGUUUACAAACAGCUUUCAGAUCUUGGACCCUGUGAAGAAAAAGAAGAAAGGGAAGAGAAAGAGAACGUCCAGCAAAGAACAUGAUGGGGAGAUGGGUGAGCUGUCCAUGGAAAUUUCUGAUGUUUCCUCUGUUUUUCCUGGGCACAUUGAGGAUCAGGCGGCAGAAGACAGCAGAGCUCGACAGAAGAAGAAAAAGAAAAAGAAAGCUGGAGAGGAGAGAUCAGAUUCUCAGCUAAAUUCUUCUCUAGUCACGACUGAGAGCGAAGUGAAUAACCAGGCUGGGGCAGGACUUGCCUUGUGCGAGGAGGAGGAAGAGAAGAAGAAGAAGAAGAAGAAGAAAAAGCUAUUCAGUUUGAAUACACAGGAUGGUGGCGGUGAUCUCUCUGAUGCUGUGAAUCCAGGAGAGGCUGACAUUUUAUCCCAAGCAGAUAACUGGGAAAAUGUGGGUCAGGUUUCUGAAGGCACGCCUGUGAAGAAGAGGAAGAAGAAGAAAGCAAAGGGAUUAUUAACAGGGCAGGAUGAGGCCAGCAAACCCAUCCCUGGACACACAAGCGGUCAAGAGCCGUCUGGCCACAGCAGUGCCGAAGACACAAAAGAAGAGCUGUUGGAGCCCUCGCCUCUCCCACCAUUAAAAAAGCAGCCUUCAAGCCGUCUUUCCUGGAAGAAGACACAAAGGCGGACGAAUGCAGAUGCUCCUGGGGAGUUGAGCAGCCCCGUUGUACAAAAGAAAUUGGUUGUGGAUCGAAAGUCCUCCAGCGCUGAAGAUUCAGAUGCUACCGACGUUGGCUUUGCUGUGGCGGGAAGAGCAAAGGGUGUCGCGGAUGAUGACGGAUCCCGGCCGAACAAGCUCCGUCCACGCAGCAAGAGUGGGUUACUAAAAUCUGUGGCACCCGUUAAUAAGGAUGAGAAGGGAUUGGCUGCUGCUGUUUCUCAGGAUCUUUCCCUAUUGGACAAUGAGCUCCUGGAAUACUCUCUCCUUCCUCCUUUGGAAAGUCUGGAAAGGGCCAUCGAGGAACUGGAAGAAUUCAUCCCUCACGUGAGGACCUUCUCUGCUUCGGCAAUCAAGCGGCUGGCAACACGGGACCUGCCCCGGUUUAAAAACUUCAAAGAAAAAGGUGUGGCAGUGAAGUUCGGCAAGUUCUCCCGAAAGGAAAACGAGCAGCUGAAGAAGAAUGUCGAGGCCUUCUUGGAAGUCAGCGGCAUUGAGAGUGCCGAAAAGCUCUUGUUCACCCACAGGUUUCCCAAAGAGAAAGCAGCCAUCAAGAAACUGAAAGUGGAGAAUUUGUUUGGGGUCAAGAUUGCAGAGAGAAUUCCACGGCCGUGGCGGCUCGUGUAUUACCGAGCAAGGAAGAUGUUUGACCCCCAUAACAGGAAUAGACGAUAUUCCGAGAGAGAGAAGAGGGAACUGAAGAAGUACCACGCCCUGUACGGCAAUGACUGGAAAAAGAUUUCGGGACUGAUGGAUCGAAGCAGCCACUCGCUCGAGAUGAAAUUCUCGGAGAUUAAGGGUGAACCCAAAUCUGGUCCUUGGAGCAGAGCAGAGACCAAGAAGCUGGUUGAAGCUGUCGAAGAGGUGCUGAAGUCCAAACUGAAGCGCCUGGAGGAGGGCGGGGAGGAAGAAGAGGCUGACCGAGCCCUUGAGCUUCGGCGGGAAUAUCUCUACAAGGGCAUCCCCUGGAGCCAGGUGGAAGCCAAAGUGGGGACCAGGCACCGGAAGCAGUGCACCAAGAAGUGGACUUCCUUUGUAACCAAGAAGAUGUCUCAUUGGAAAACAGGGGGACAGAGGCCUGAACAUCUGCAGGGAAAGAUCAACCUCAUUGAAAGGAUGUACAGACUGAACAUCCAGGACGCCUGUGAAAUCGAUUGGGAAGAACUCUCCAGUGCCAUGGGGGAUGUCCCUCCAGAUUAUGUCAGAGAGAGAUUUUACAAACUCAAGGCCUGUCACGUCCCCCACUGGAACCAAAAGGCCUUUCCUGAAAUUAUUGACUACCUUUAUGAAGUGACGCUUCCGAAGCUAAAAGAAUUACAAAUGAAAAAGAAGGAGGCCACAGAAUCUCUGCUGGAGUCCAGUCAAACACAAGACAGUACUAAGAAGCGGGUUUUCCAGUUCAGCGACAUCUUUCAGCUCAGCGAGGAGGAGUUGUCAUCAGAAUCCGACGAGUGUAACACCGAGAUCUAGCCGAACUCUGUGAGUUCCUAAGAGACUGCCGAUAUCAAGUCUGUGAGCGAGAAGAAAGAAGAGUCAGAUUUUAUAUAUAUAUAUAUGCACCAAAGAGAUUAUUAUGGAGUUUCGUAAUGAAAGGCCAAUUUAAAUAUUUGAAGGAGGAGCGACGGCAGUCCGUCAGUGCUAAUGCCCCAGAAUUUCUACCAGUGCAGAAAAUCCCUCAACAAAGAUGGAGACUGCACAUAAUGCAGUAUGGUGACCCUCGGAGGAGGGACACCACCAUCUUUGUUACUGGUAAGCCCCACGCCUGUGCAAAAACUGGGGCACCAGUAUUCCCUGCCAGUGGGAUGGGCCGAAGUUGCCUUUGGCCAUUGCGGCAGUGGACUAUGGGAGUUGUAGUCAGCAACAUCUACCCCCGCCCUGUUACAGGAAACACUGUUGUGCACCUUCAUCUUGAAGGGAUUUUCUGGCACCCUGGAGCGGCGGUGGGGGGGGAGAAGCCCACCCAACAUUUGAUAGUCAUUGACAGACGGUCAAAUAUUGUGCCCGGAACAGUUUCACAGGACUUACUGCCAAUAGGCCUGAUUCAGCAGUCCCCUCCCGUGCAACACGCAGGCAUUGGACAGGAUCCGGGCUCUGUCGGUCACGGCUCAACACUUUGGAAUCAAUAAGCCGUGGCCACCUUAAGUUUCAUUCAUUUCACGGGACGGUCUCAUUGUUUGAAUCACACCCAAAGAACAACAGAUCUGCGGUGGCGGGGAGAGGGACCACACGGAGCCGGGGAUGGGGGGUCACCAAGAUGCCCUCGUCUCCUCCCCCCGCCCCCCCUUGCUUCCUGAGGCUGGGUAUGUGGCCAGUGCACAGAAGCGCUCCACCAAAUGGUUAGGGCCACCAAUCUGUCCCCCGCACUGGCCACGCCCCUGCCUUGAUGUGUUGGCAUGGGGGAAGGGGCGUGGCCAGCACGCUUGGCGGCUGGUUGCCAGGACCCUUGCCACGCCCCCAAGGAAGCAGAUCUCCUCUGCCUGCCAUGUGCCGACAACUGCAUGGGACCCUGCAGGCCCACGCCGAAGGAAUCCUCCACAGGCACACAAGUUCCGUUUCCACACCCUCUGCGGCCAUGUGCAGACAGCCCCUCUUCCCGGAAUGACUUGCCACAUCUCGCCGCGGAUGCGCACGCCGUUGUGUUUGGACCCGGCAUCCUUCAGUUGAGCGUGAUUCCGCAAACCGGUGAUGGGUUGAAUAGCCAGCCUCACGGACGUGAUCCAGCCCUGGGAAGGGAGGCCCCCUCCAUUUUUAAAAAGAUGCUGGCUUUGUGGCCAGGCAUGCAGAGGAGGGUUUGGGGAAGACGGUAGGUUCAAAGUGGUGGCGUUUGGUUGUAAUUGUCCUGCUGUGUGCAUAAUAUAUUUCUUUUAAACGGG
Messenger RNA from Hemicordylus capensis (graceful crag lizard), 3944 nucleotides. RefSeq names its product transcription termination factor 1 (gene TTF1). Lineage: Eukaryota; Metazoa; Chordata; Lepidosauria; Squamata; Cordylidae. The record is from RefSeq and is a predicted model, not a curated record. The transcript is spliced from 13 exons. The coding region runs from base 349 to 2541 and encodes 730 amino acids.